Messenger RNA from Hemicordylus capensis (graceful crag lizard), 9255 nucleotides. It is a transcript of the gene SLC5A7, whose product is annotated as solute carrier family 5 member 7. The transcript has 9 exons. The record is from RefSeq and is a predicted model, not a curated record. Gene Ontology annotation, molecular function: choline:sodium symporter activity. Lineage: Eukaryota; Metazoa; Chordata; Lepidosauria; Squamata; Cordylidae. Gene Ontology annotation, cellular component: dendrite; plasma membrane; synapse. Gene Ontology annotation, biological process: choline transport; synaptic transmission, cholinergic; neuromuscular synaptic transmission. The coding region runs from base 572 to 2305 and encodes 577 amino acids.
AGGCUACGCAUUUCCCACACCUGUGGCAGUGGGCUAGAGAAACAGGGGAAUUCAACCCAAGGACCUUCUGCUUUGCUGCUCCUGAGUGCCUCCAGAAGGAAUUGCUGCUUCCCUGAGAGAGGAGUCCUAAAUACUUUUCCCACUGGGGAUGGCUGACUGCCUGUCUGCUUCCAUCGUUACACUCCCAAAGAGCAAGCUGAACUGGGGUAACAUGGAAGAGAAGGCAGCAGCAGCAGUUUCUAACAAGGGGAGAAAUCCAGCCUCUUAGCUGAUGUGGGGUGUAUGCUGUGGCUUCCCUUCUGUACAGACUGCAUGAUGUGCCUCUAGACUAGUGGAUGUGCUGCUGGAGCUCCAUGCAAUGUGCCUGUCCCUUUAAAGGAAGGGAACGCUGCCUCUCACACUCUGCCUCUGUGGGUGAACACAAGGUGCUGGGAUUGAGCUGCUUGAUGCCAGAUCAAGGGAAAGUAGACACAGAGCACAGUGCAAGGAGAGAGAAGAGGAAAUCUGCUGGAAAAAGAGUGCUCAUGUUAAUGUAAUAGCAAUCCAUCCAGAGAACUACUUCGACUUCAAAAUGCCUUUCCACGUGGAGGGGCUGAUAGCUAUCAUUGUGUUCUACUUGGCAAUUCUGUUUGUUGGAAUAUGGGCUGCUUGGAAAACCAAAAACACUGGCAGUGAUGGAGAUCGUAGUGAAGCUAUUAUCGUUGGGGGAAGAGAUAUUGGCUUGCUGGUUGGUGGAUUUACCAUGACUGCCACCUGGGUCGGAGGAGGUUACAUAAAUGGGACAGCUGAGGCUGUAUAUGUACCAGGCUAUGGUUUGGCUUGGGCACAGGCACCCAUUGGAUAUGCUCUUAGCCUUGUUAUAGGUGGUUUGUUUUUUGCAAAGCCCAUGCGUUCCAAAGGCUAUGUGACAAUGUUGGACCCAUUUCAGCAAAUUUAUGGAAAACGGAUGGGAGGGCUUAUCUUCAUACCUGCUGUUAUGGGGGAAAUGUUCUGGGCUGCAGCCAUUUUCUCUGCAUUAGGUGCUACCAUAAGUGUGAUCAUUGACAUCAAUAUCAAUAUUUCCGUUGUUAUUUCUGCCCUAAUUGCAAUUCUGUACACUCUGGUGGGGGGUCUUUACUCAGUGGCCUAUACUGAUGUGGUACAGCUAUUCUGCAUUUUCCUAGGACUGUGGAUCAGUGUCCCAUUUGCAAUGAAUCAUCCUGCAGUCAGAGACAUUGGGUAUACAGCUGUACAUGAAGUGUUCCAGGACCCUUGGCUCGGAUCCGUUAAAACACUUGAUAUCUACACGUGGAUUGAUAACUUCCUCUUACUGAUGUUAGGUGGAAUCCCUUGGCAAGCAUAUUUUCAGCGAGUCCUUUCAUCUUCAUCUGCUAUGUAUGCUCAAGUGCUAUCCUUUCUGGCAGCUUUUGGAUGUCUGGUGAUGGCCCUGCCUGCAAUACUCAUUGGUGCAAUAGGAGCAUCAACAGCUUGGAAUGAAACUGAAUAUGGGAUGGUAGACCCCAAGAAAAAAGAUGAAGCUGACAUGAUUUUACCCAUUGUCCUUCAGUAUCUUUGUCCAGUGUAUAUCUCUUUCUUUGGCCUCGGGGCAGUGUCUGCUGCUGUCAUGUCAUCAGCUGACUCUUCCAUCUUGUCAGCAAGUUCCAUGUUUGCACGGAAUAUUUACCAACUUUCAUUUCGGCAAAGUGCAUCAGACAAGGAAAUAGUUUGGGUCAUGCGAAUCACCAUUUUCUUGUUUGGAGCAUCAGCAACAGCGAUGGCCCUGCUGGCACAGUCAGUUUACGGACUCUGGUAUCUCAGCUCUGACCUGGUUUACAUCAUCAUCUUCCCCCAACUCUUGUGUGUCCUUUUUAUCAAAGGAACUAACACCUAUGGUGCAAUUGCAGGAUACUUGUUUGGCCUCCUACUUCGAAUUACUGGAGGAGAACCAUAUCUUCACUUACAGCCCUUGAUUUUCUAUCCUGGUUGGUACAAAGAUGAUGACCUAUAUGUCCAGAGGUUCCCUUUUAAGACACUGGCCAUGCUUACUUCCUUCUUUACUAAUGUUGGAGUAUCCUAUCUAGCCAAAUACUUGUUUGAAAGUGGCACUUUGCCACCAAGAUUAGACUUCCUUGAUGCUGUUGUUGCAAAGUACAGUAAAGAGAACAUGGACAAGACUACUCUUGUGAAAAAUGACAAUAUUGUUCUAAAUGAACUGGCUCCUGUGAACCCUCGGCACAGUUUGACUCUGAGCUCCACAUUUACAAAUAAAGAGGCCUUCAGUGAUAUUGAUUCAAGUCCAGAAGUAUCCAUUGCAGAAGACCAUUGACACUGACCUAGAAGAAAAUAAAUACUACUUUCAUACCCCCCACAGUGCAACAGGGUAUGCAACAAAGGGAGGUUAGAGGCAUUUUCAUGGAGGGAAAAUGGAUGAGGAACAAAAAGCCACUGCACAAUUUUCUUAAUUUUUGGAGCGGGAAUAGUCUGAAGAAGAUAUGCUUUAUUGUAAAAUGUGUUGGAUGGGAUUAUAGAAUAUCUAGAUCCUCCAACACAUGAAUGGAGCAGAAAUGUUAAAGAUCUCAGUGGAUAGGGAAGUAUAUGAAAUGAAAAAUACUGUCACAUUGAAAAAAAUGCUUGCAUUCAGAUACUUGCAAAAUUCAACUACAGCCAUUCAGUCAUAUGGUCAACAUCCAGUUGGAAUGUAAUGGAAAACCAUUAGUCUCUACCACAGAUGAACAGAAGCCUCAUGUUUGCUGGGCUGUACCAUUUCAGACUCUAGGGGGUACCAAAUGUUUCAGUUAGAGAUUGGAGCAACUUUGGAUCGGGAGUGUUUGAACUCCUCUGUUCAAAAAGCCACACUCCAUUUUAAGUUAGGCCUUUAGACCUGCAGGGUUGGGUUGGGUUUAAAAUGGUAUUUUCCCUCCACCCCCAUCACUAGCCAGCUCCCUUCAUCCAAGCAAUAAAAACUUCUCCUAGGGGACAUGGAUACAGAAACUGGGGAGUGCUGGCUAGACAAAGAAGCAGCUUUACAAGGCCUGUCCUUAAGUGGAAGUAACACCGCUGAGCAUGCUAACAAGCAUAAUUGCCUGCCAGAGAUCAAAGGAUUGUUGUUAGUUCCUCUGCUUCUCAGAUCAAUUCAGCAGCAGAAGAAACUACAAACCCACAAUGCCUAGCAGGACGUGACAUAUCUGGCCAUGCUCCAGAGCAUUAUCUGCAGCUAAGAACAGGCCCCACAAGGCCUCUUCUUUGUCUAGUGCUGGGCUGUUCAGCUUCAGCCCUCCAGCUUUUUUGGACUACCAUAAUCCCCAGCCACAAUGGCCAGUAGUCAAGGAUUAUGGGAGUUGUAGGCCAACAUCUGCAGGGGGGGCCGAAGUUGAGCAGCCCUGGUCUAGUGUAAUCCUCACCAGUUACCUUCACAAAGUCAGGAUUUGUUGCUUGGGAAGGGAGGUGUAGGCUUCACCCAUUUGGUUUUUCAAGAUUUUCUGUCAAAUGCUAGAAAAAUUCUUUGAGAUUUUUAACACAUUUGACAGGAAUUCUCCAAAUAGCCAAAUGGUUUUCAAAGCGAGAUGAAGGGGGUUUGUGCAUCGUUAGUUUGAAUAUUGUCUGUCCUUGAAAUAUAAAAUAUUUUCUACAGAUUCAAUGCUAAUAUGUCAAAGGAAAGGCUAGCUUAAAAUCUUCUCUCUGCCAUGCUAGUAUUCCUGUGAAUAGGGAGUGUUAUAUGUGAGGGAACAUUCAAAUUUCAAUAUCCCCACCUGCCACCUGAUAUUGGACAGCCCAGAAACAGAUGCAUCCUGCAGGGUUUCUGCUCAUCUUCAAUGCAGUGUAUUGCUCGUUAUUUAAUUGUGUGAUUGUAAAGUACAGUAUGAAACCCUUUAUCCAAACCAUGGGCUUUGUUUACAAAUUUCUAGCUGUGUGAAAUCAGUGUGUGCCUCACAUAUAACCCUAUGUAGCUACUGUCAACGUAAGUCUUGGUAAAUUGCUCUCAUUGAUGCAUUCAGUGGACUAACCUCAUGUUUUGUGUGCCCAGUUCACAUUUGGAUAAAUGUGGUUUUGCUGUACUCCAUGGUAGGCUACUCAUCAAACUUCUGGGUGAGUGCACACUCUCUUGAAAUCAACAGCAUGUGCAUUUGCAAAGUGGUUUGAUAAUCUGUAGCUCAGUUCAUACAUGCUCUUAAACAUAUAAAUAGGAUUACACCUCUGAUUAUUAGAAUUAUUGAUAUUAUUUUUAUAGCACCAUCCAUGUACAUGGCACUCUACAAAGAACAAGAAGACAGGGGUAUCUAGAUAUCAACAAAAGGAAAAUAACAGAAGGCAAUGGAAGCAGAAGAAGUAUAAGCUAAUAUUUCAGUUCCACAUAACUGUGCUUAGCUUAGUUACAGUAGGGAAUACGGACUGUGGCCUUGUGCCAAAGGCCUCAAGAAAACACAGGAUUUGAAGGAAGCAAAAGGAAGCAUCAUGCAGGGGUUCAGGGAUGUAGUUCCAAGCAUAAGGAGCAGCAAGGGAGAAAGGGUAGAGUUGUCUGAGAGAGCAGGAGACCUCCAAACCACUGAGGGUGGUAGAACUGAAGGAGCAAAGGUCACAAGCAGGCGUGCUUUGCAUGUAAGCUUAGAAAUUUCUGCUGGAUCUGGGAGCAGACAGGAGGCUAGGGAAGGGAUUUAAGGAGAGGGAUGAUGUGAUCAGAACAAGAGAGAUGAAUGCUUUUAGGAGCAGAGUGCUGGGUGGAAGGGAAGAGACCAAGAUGAGUCAAUGGAAGCUAAGCAGUUGAAGUAGUCAAGCCAAGAGGGUUUUCUUGCAAUUUUUUUUUUAUGGAGAAGUGUUAUGAUUUGGUGAUGAUUGGAUAUGGGGAAUAAAAGAAAGAGAUGAGUCAAAGAUAAAGCUACGAUCAUUUUGGACUUUUUAAAAGAGGUGAAUGGUGAUAAUGGACAAAUAGAGAAUGUGAGGAGAGGAGGCCUUGGGAGGAAAGAUGAGGAGUCUGAUUUGGGACAUGUUGAGCUUGACACAACAAUGAAGCAUCCAUGCUGAUAUGUCAUUUUUGUCAUUUUUGAAAAAUCUGCAUGAUUUGUUCAUGCAGGAUAAGAUGGCAGAAGAAAGUUCUGGGGUAGAUGUGCAUAUAAUCAGCAUAUAUAUAGUGUUGAAAACCAUAAUAUUUGAUGGGAACACUCAGGGGCAGCAUGUAGAGUGAGAAUAAAGGCCAAAAACCCAACCCUGAGGAACCCCGAUGGUCAGAGGGAAAUGUUUUAGACAGAUGAGAACCAUUUGAAAACAGAAUAGAUAUCAAAAGAUGACAGCCAAGAUGACAUUUAUAUGAUGUCAUAGCAGGGAAACAAGAUUAGUAGUAUUCCUUGACCUGGAGAAAUUUCACUCCUCAACCUUUCCAAUACCAUAAUUAAUACUUUUAUCAUGUCGAAUGGGACCUAGUAACAUCAACACAAAAUUCAGGCCCUUCUGUUGGACAGCAAGGCCUAGCAAGGAUUAGUCAGGAGGCAACACCUUCACACACACACACACACACAACACCUCUAACCAGACUGUAGCCUGCCUCUUCUGAAGUAUUAUCUCCUCCUUUUGCAAGGAUUGGUUGAAUAUUGCUAAGUGUUGAUGUGCAACUAAGUCACGGGAUCCAGACAACUGUAUUUCUGGUGACUGCUGUUUCAAUGCAGUGCAGACAUGUGGGGGAACUUCUUUUAGCCCACAAUGCUGCUGGUAGCUGUCAUGGUAACCGUUCAGGAUCCACAGUCCACUGGUUUUUGCUCACUAUGAGGAUAUCCAAGGUGAAAAGACUUUUGUGCUAUUCCCCAGGAUACUACCUACACUAUCACUUAAAUACUAUAGGGCCAAACUAUGGAGAGUGGCUGUCUCUACAUUCCCCAACAGCCAGCCUACAUAUUGAGAUAAAAUUACAUGAUACAGUCCUUCUAGGACUAUACCAAUUCAGACUAUACAUGAGGGAUCACAUAUUUGAAUUUACUGCUGUAUCACAAGCUUCCUCUUCAUAGUACACUAUCAUUUCAUGGUUCUCACCUAGUCUUGUUCAAAUGUGCUAGUUUUCUUUGUACAGGGACAUUCAAUCUUCUUAUGCCGACCUACAUUCUGAAAUAGUAUAGUUCUGUAAAGGGGGCACCGUAUACUUUUUCUAAAUAUGUUGAUCCAUUCUGAAGGAGUGAUCCAACCAAAAUUAAGCACUUUAAAAUCUCAUUCUUUCAGUGAGAGAGAUUCACUGGGAGUAUAAAUGCUUGCCUUUGGCAGGAUUGUGUGUUAAAUCUUCAGUGCUCCUUAUACAAGGCUAAUUUAUCUGCAUGCGCGCGCACACACACACUGCUCCUUUUGUGGAGUUUAAUCUGAUACAUGCAUACUAUUAAAAUAGGGCCAGUUUUUAGAUUUUUUACUUCUUUCUUUGGCUUACAUUUAAAAUAUAAGCUAUUUUAUCUCAUUUCUACAGGUGCAUCACAGCACUAAGGGCCAUUACUCUAUCUUCCUCUUGUUAUCCCUUCCCUCAUAUAUAGUUAAUCAGAAAAGUAUAUCUCAUAAUUUAAAUCGCACCAGAUGAAACCUAAAUUACAAGGUAUAGAAGAUGUGGCAAGUUUCCUUUCAGUAUGAGAACAAGCUAUUAAUUCUCCAGCUAUCCCAGAUAUUUCACCACUUUGGCUUCACUUUUGCUGGGUCAUGGAAUAAGUAUUCAACACAUGGGGUUUGUGUGUUUGCGUGCAUGUGCAAUACAACUUGACUAGCAUGUAGAGCCAUUGUGGGAUAAGUGCAGUUUCCAACAGUGAAUAUUUCCGGCCCAAGUAUUUCCUUUUUUAUGUUUAUUCGUACUAGGAGCAUUCCAAAAUUUCACUCUGAAAGCUAUAUUGUCCUACCCUUUGGGAGAUUUUAGAUGAAUUGCUGUAGAUAUGGUUUUCCGGGGGGGAGAAGAAAACUGGAUAAGUUUACAUAUUAUAAUUUGCACACAAUAGUUCUCAGUCAACAGCACAUCUGUAUAUUCACUCAAGGCCAAGUUAUUAUGUAUCAUCUUGUAUUGUACCAAGGGAUUUUUAAAACAAGGAAUUUAGAAUGUUCUAUGCCUAUCAAAUGUUAUUUCCAAUCAGAGUCGCUCAAAAGAUGAUGUGGAUGGAAAUGAAGCAACAUGUUUGAUUUAAUUUAGUUUAAUUUACUACAUGAACUCCUUUUUCUACCACGUGUUCCAAGCAGUUUUCCAUGGGAGGAAUGCCCAAAGUCGAUGGUCUAUGGGGCUCCCUUGAUCCUAACCCAUGGUUAUCACUUAAUAUGAUUGUAUAAGCAUAAGUUGCACUAUAGAAUAGAUUUUAGGUCUUUGAGGAGAAAUAUCUCACUAUUCAAAGCACUACUAAAGUAGAUAAACAUAAAGUAGAUAACGAUUGUGAUCUGCAGGCCAAAUGUAAAGUCUCUGAGCCAAUUAUACGUUUGUGUAUAUGUGUGUUUCAUGUCUUGUACACAAAGAAACAGAAAAUGUCAUAAUGGCAGGAAACUGCAAAGUAACUCCAGACUGAAUUUCUUGUUCAUGUGUUAGACAUUUCUAGAACUUGCCCUGGAAAUUGAGGGCUGCUUCAUACAUUUUGUUUUCAAGUAUACACACAAAUUGCUUAAUGUUUAUAUAUCAAAACUGUGGGUGUGAUCCCAUUCCAUCAUGGGUACAGUAGUCAUACAAGAAGUAUUCCUAUGACCGCAUUCGUACGUAACAGGGGACCAGAGUUGGAAGGACCCACGGUUUCCUUACCAUUAUAUCCAAAUCCAGCCAACUCCAUUUGUGUCCUUAACAACCCAAGGUCAUGUUGAAAAAAAUCCAGUUUGACCCCUCAGUUUGUAAUGAGUUUCACUGCUCCAAACUGAGGGUCCAGGGAGCUUCCUUUUCAUCCAAAUGCAGCACUGGAGGCUGCAUUCAGCUGUCCUGGAGUUGAGGGAGGAAGCUCCUCCCUCUUUCCAUCCCUGGUUGGCUCUGUGAGCUGUCCUUCAAGCAAGAAGGAAGCCCACACAGCCAGCUCUCCCACCUCUCUGCAGUCUCAUUGACUGCAGAGAGGAUGUUUUCCAGUAUGUAGACAGAAGAGCACGCAGACAGGAGAGUGGGGAGAGGGGGUGCGGAACCGUGGAUCCAUUGGACCCGCAGUUCCAUGUUACAUGCAAAUGAGGUCUAUAGCUCAACAGAAUCCUAUUUUCCCCUCCCUUGCUUGUGCAUAUGCAGCCAGGGAAUGGGAGAAAUCUCUCUCUGUUGAAGUCAUGGGAACCAUCUGAAUGCUAACACUGUACCCUCAACUGAAUCAUCUCCUUUCUUACAUUUCUUUAUUUGCUCACUUUUUUUUUCUGUAUGUGUAUAAUGAGAAACUCCUCCUACUUCUGGUAGCCAGCUAUGGUUAUUUAAACUAUCUUUCAGUGCAAGGUGACUCCCAUCCUUAUCCAACACUGGGAGAUAGCCAAAGCAGCAGCCACUGGUACUGUUGCUCCAGCACAAGAAAGAGACAGUGCAGGAGCCCAGUUCAAGGGCUUUUUCAGGGCAAGAAAAACCCAGAGAGCAGGAAGAGCCACCAUUAGCACUGUACAGCCCACCAGAAUACUCACAGAAUGGGCCCAUGGCUACUAGCAGUGGCAGCAUCUUACAGAAGAACAUAUUUACUCUGCACUGCAACAACAGGUGGGGAUGGUAUCAGUCUGCAAGCUUGUUAUAUAACUAUCAUUACAUUUUACAUUUUGUUACAUAACUAUCAUUCGCAGAAACUUUUGUCAAAGUAAGCUACAAAACCUUAUUUUGUCUGCCCAUACGGGUCGAUAUAUACACAUAAAUAUUUAUUAUUAUUAACAAAAUAAGAUUAUGAAAACCUCAACUGAAUGUACAUUUUAAAGAAGUUAAGCAAACAUAGCAACAAUCAGAUUUAGCCUUUUAUUUUCAUAGAGUGUGGUCAUUUGAUAUUUCAAAUAUAUUUCAAAUAUUUGAAGUCUUAAGAAGUAAGUGGUCAAUUAUCUGUCUACCCUUCAAGCUGAUCUGAUCGAGUAAAAUGUGCAGCUAGUCAGUACAUAAAUGUAAGUCUGCUAUUUAAAACAGGGUAGUAUUUGUGGCUAUUAUUUGUUAAAGAUAUAUAUUUUUGUCGGCGUCAGAAAUAUAAUUAAAAAACUAGUUAACUCAAAUAAGAACCAUGCUGUAAAUCUAUAUGUUUUCUCUGCAUGUAUAAUGUAUUAAAUAGUACCCAGGAAAUUCAGAAAAAAAUGUCACAUAUUGUCUAGUUUUGGCUUUGUUUUUGUCCAGCGAAUAAACAAAAUACAUUUAUUUUGUUA